AUGAAAGAAUCAAUGAACCGUCCGCGGCAACCACAGGCGCGUCGGGGCACCGCCCCCUUCCGCUCUCCACCCCCUCCCUCACACACCACGCGGUGGGGCCAAGGGCGGGUCUCUCGCGACCGUUCGCUGGCGCGUGCGCGGGAAACGGCGCGCGGCCGGAGGUGGCGGGCGGGCUCCCGGUGCGCGCGCGCGAGGGGAAAGGUGGCGGAGCUGUCCCAGUCCCAGCCCCUGCCCCUGCCCUCGCGCCGGCGAGCGCCGCCCGGGAGGCAGCGACUGGAGGAGCGGACCGGGCCCGCGGGGCCCGAAGUCAGGGAGCAGGAUGUGAUAACUGGACGUAGUCCCCUGCUCUUCAGGAAGCUUAGUAAUCCUGACAUAUUUUCAUCCACUGGAAAAGCUAAACUUCAACGACAACUUAGUCAGGAUGACUGCAAGUUACGGAGAGGAAGCCUGGCCAGUUCUUUGUCAGGUAAGCAGCUGCUCCCCUUGUCCGGCAGUGCACACAGCAGUGUGGGACAGGUGAGUUGGCAGUCUUCAGGAGAAGCGUCCAACCUGGUGUGGAUGAGGAAUCAGUCCCUCGGACAGUCUGCGCCUUCCCUUACUGCUGGCUUGAUAUUGAAGAUUUUGAUCAGGAUUACAUACAGGUGGUAGGCUCCAAGAAUGUGAAUGAAGAUUGAGUGGUUAAACUAGUUGCCACUGAUAGAAGAUGCACUGCUUUGUACAAAUUGCUUAACUUUCCUGUAAUGCUUUUUCUUUGUAAAAUGGGAAUAAAAAAUAUCUGAAGUAGUUAUUCUCUUUUUGUCUUAAAUAUUAAAUGAAUUUGUAGAUGUAAAGUUUAGUACAAUG
Molecule: messenger RNA, 843 nt
Organism: Odocoileus virginianus texanus
Lineage: Eukaryota; Metazoa; Chordata; Mammalia; Artiodactyla; Cervidae
Source: RefSeq, a predicted model, not a curated record